Messenger RNA from Racocetra persica, 1041 nucleotides. The record is from the annotation of a GenBank genome assembly. NCBI's taxonomy places the organism in Eukaryota, Fungi, Glomeromycota, Glomeromycetes, Diversisporales, Gigasporaceae.
AUGUCUUAUAAAGAGAUUAUUAAAAUAGAAAACAUGUCUUAUAAAGAGACCUUAUUACAAAAAGAAAACGAAUAUUUACAUAAAAAAAUAAAAGAAGAAUUAGACACAUGGAGAAAGAACAACUUUGAAUCUGCCAAGCAUACAGUUAUUUCGAUUGUUGUUUCUUCAUUUGCUCUUUUAUUUGGUGUUUUUCUUUUCAUUUUUGAGAAAACUACUUUUGCGAAAGAAAUCAAGAAUGUUAUUUCUACUUCUGUAAUCGGAACGGGAGGUUCAGUGACUCUUCUUGGAAGUUUGGCAAGUCUUAAAAGUCUCUUUAAAGAAGCUGAUCAGGAUGCAGCAGAAUAUCAGAAUAUUCUGGAGACGCUUAAAAAAACUGAAACUGAAACUCAAGGAGAAAGUGUCGUUAACACAGAAUAUGUAGACAAAUUACAAGAACGUUAUGCGGAUCAAAAACGUAUAUUUAAGUUUUUAGAAGGACUAAAUAGGCAUAUGAAAUUUAUGUCGAUUUGUCGUAGCGUAAUUGUUACUGUCGCAUCAUUAGUUGUCCUCAUGUUGGCAUUAGUUUCGGUUUUUUAUUUAAUUCUUAGUGAUGAUGAAUUUAUAUUCCAAAUACUCGACAUUUUACUUAUUUUAUGUUCAACGCUCAUCUUAUAUUAUUCCAUUUGUGUUAUGAUUUUAAUUCAACUCAUUAUUCCAUUCUCGACAGAGGAAAUGCUUACUAAAUUGUCGCCAACAGAAGGAGAGGCAGAACAGAAUGUUUCAACAAAUGAAAAAAAAUUUGGGGAAUAUGAUCCAGAAGUUGAUUUAAAAGAACUUUUUAGAUUUUUUUUUCAUAAAAUUACAAACGAAAGAAAUUGGCUUUUAAAACUAAUUAAAGUUAUAGAAUUGAUUAUAUUUGUUUUAUUUAUGGGUUGUUUUUUUGUGCUUGGUUUAAUGUCAUUAAAGUUGGAAUUAAGAAGAAUUACUAUUGGAAGUAGUGAAUUAGAAGGAAUCAAUCGUGUUCUUUAUGGAUUACCAUUAAAAGAGUCACCGAUAGAAUAA